CCUUUGCUUCCUCCCCUCCACCCAUUGUCAAAUUAUUAUUGCUCCUCUCUUCUUUCUCCAUCGUUAUAUCAGACCUAGAUAGAGGAUGAUGGCUUAUGAAGAACGGUUUGGGCAAGUGGAGAGGCCUACAUAUGAUUGCCUUCUAUUUGAUCUGGAUGAUACACUUUAUCCCCUCAGUUCCGGCUUAGCAGCAGCAUGUGGAAAGAAUAUUACAGAUUACAUGGUUGAGAAACUUGGCAUAGAACCGAGCAUAACUCAAAAAUUGGGGAACUUGCUGUAUAAAAAUUAUGGUACUACAAUGGCAGGUCUUAGGGCAAUUGGCUAUGAUUUCGACUACGAUGAAUAUCACAGCUUUGUACACGGGAGACUGCCAUAUGAAAAUUUGAAGCCCGACCCUGUUCUUCGAAGUCUUCUCUUUACCCUGCCUUACCGGAAAGUUAUUUUCACGAAUGCCGAUAAGGUCCAUGCCCUCAAAGUGCUUAGGAUCCUUGGACUGGAGGACUGCUUUGAGGGAAUCAUAUGCUUCGAGACAUUGAAUCCCAAUCCAUGCAAAACGUAUGUGCCUGAUGAAGAUGAUAGAUCAGAGAUAUUUGAUAUAAUUGGGCAUUUCUCUCAACCAGAUAAUGGUGUUGGGUUGGCGCCAUUGCCCAAGACACCAGUGUUGUGCAAGCCGUCUGAAGCUGCCAUUGAAAAAGCUCUUCAAAUAGCUAAUGUUGACCCACAUAGAACUCUGUUCUUCGAAGACAGCGUCCGGAACAUACAAGCGGGAAAGUGUGUAGGCCUUCACACUGUUCUGGUUGGGAAGCCUCAGAAAGUGCAGGGUGCAGAUUAUGUGUUGGAAAGCAUCCAUAACAUGAAGGAGGCAUUGCCACAACUCUGGGAAAGUGACAAGGUUGCACAAGUUAAUUACUCUGGCACUGCUGUUCCAACAUCUGUCACUGCUUAAUUAGGUUAGGUAACUGUCAAUGCCAAUCCGUUGUUUGACGAACCAUGCGGGAGGGGGGGGGGGGGGUUCGUCGGCCUCGAUUGUGAUGUAAUUGUACAUGUGUUCUUGUAGUUUAAUAAAAAAAAUAAGAAUGCUCCUGCUGCUGUAUUAUGCGGAGUAGUAUAAUAAUGCAUUCAUUCAUCCUGUAAAUAAUAUGUUGCGUUUCAUGCAUUCUUAUCAACACAUUCUCAUUUAAUUACAUAAUUUCCAUUGUCAAC
Messenger RNA from Cuscuta epithymum, 1203 nucleotides. The record is from the annotation of a GenBank genome assembly. Lineage: Eukaryota; Viridiplantae; Streptophyta; Magnoliopsida; Solanales; Convolvulaceae.